Molecule: messenger RNA, 935 nt
Organism: Sesamum indicum (sesame)
Lineage: Eukaryota; Viridiplantae; Streptophyta; Magnoliopsida; Lamiales; Pedaliaceae
Product: coiled-coil protein
Source: RefSeq, a predicted model, not a curated record
AGAAAUUAUGUUUGUUCCCAGGGUUCAAUAGAGUACCAAAACUUUGUUAGGGUUUCUCUCUCUCUCUCUCUCUCUCUCUCACACACACACACACACACACACACACAGAGACAUACACACAGAGAUAGUCACAGGCACGCACUGGAGGUGAAAAGAUGGGGGGGAAGGGGAUAAGGAGAAGAGAGAAGAAUUAUAGAGCGGCGCAUGGAGGGAGCAGUAGACUACCGCCGCCACCCGAUCCCUCUUCGGUUGAUGCUGUCCCCUCCAAACUUCGUAAAAUCAUGUCUUUGGCAGGAGCUGUGAGACAACCGAGUAAUGGUCCAAAGAAAAGUACAGGGAAUGCGGUUGAUAAGGGAAUUCAUUCAGGGGAAGGAACUGAUUCUAUGACUACAGGGAUGAAAAGAAAAAGAACUGAUCAGAGUUUGAUGGCACAACCUAUGAAAAACGACAAUGAUGUCCCUCAAAAUAAUAUGCAUGAGAAGAAGAAGAAAAAGAAGAGGAAAAAUAAAAAAGCAGAUGACCUCCGAUUUGAGACAGUGGGUGCACCAGGUGGUGCUGGUUCUCAAAGAAAAGAGCGUAAAAAACAGCGCCUGGAAGCAAGAAAGAAGAAACACAAAAAGCCCAGGACAGAUGAGGAUGAUGAUUUUCCAGGCCAUGAACAAAUAAAAUUUGGAGAUGUUGUUGAGGCGCCGCCUAAGUUAAUUGCCGUUCCUAAGGCGUUCAAGAAAACCCAGGAUGCUUCACAAGAAAGGCUUCGAUUACAAGCAGUUGAUGCCUACAGGAAACGUAAAGGAUGGGCAUCAAGGCCUGGGGUUCAGCUUCCUCCACCUGUGACUACGUCGCCAUUCUUCUAGUUAGUCAAACACAGACAUGGUUAUUUUAGCCUCUGUAGGGGCAUUUUCCUGGGAAGCUAUAUCCAGUGCCGAUGCAAUAUA